Tripterygium wilfordii is the source of this 930-nucleotide messenger RNA. RefSeq lists its product as uncharacterized. The transcript has a single exon. Bases 70 to 693 code for a protein of 207 amino acids. NCBI's taxonomy places the organism in Eukaryota, Viridiplantae, Streptophyta, Magnoliopsida, Celastrales, Celastraceae. The record is from RefSeq and is a predicted model, not a curated record.
GACACUUCAUACAUUCAUACUCCACUCAUUUACUUUCUCCUCCUCUCUUCUUCCUCUCUCUUUGUGAGAAUGGUGAAGCAUAAGAGAGCUCCGUCUGGCCGUACAAAUCUGGCAUCAUGUGUUGUAGCAACAAUUUUCUUGAUCUUUCUAGUAAUUGUUCUUCUCAUAGUCUACUUCACCGUCUUCAAGCCUAAAGAACCCAAAAUCUCCGUUAACGCCGUCCAACUCCCCUCAUUCUCCGUCUCCAACAAAACCGUUAACUUCACUUUCUCCCAAUACGUCUCCGUCAAAAACCCCAACCGCGCCGCUUUCUCCCACUACGACAGCUCCCUUCAGCUCCUCUAUUCGGGCUCUCAAGUCGGAUUCAUGUUCAUACCCGCCGGCAAGAUUGAAGCCGGUCGGACCUCCUUAAUGGCUGCCACUUUCUCCGUCCAGUCAUUCCCUCUUUCCACCUCAUCCUCCGCCGAUGCUGCCGCCUCAGUGACUGUAAAUCCGGUGCCCAAUUUCCAAGACGGGUUCGGAGCUGGGAUUAACGGGUACAGAUUAGGACCCAGCAUGGAGAUUGAAUCCAGGUUGGAAAUGGCAGGUCGGGUUCGGGUCCUACACUUCUUCACGCACCAUGUGAAAGCCAAUACUGGAUGUAGGGUCGCCAUUGCUAUGAGCGAUGGAUCUGUUCUUGGCGUCCACUGCUGAUAAAUAGUAAUUAAAUCUUAUUUUUGGCUUCAAAGUUUUAACUUUUUUUGGGUAAUUAUAGUUUUUUAUAGUCUGGGUUUUCAAUAUUUUAACCAAAAUUGUUGAAUCAAGUGUAAAAAUGGGUUGUUGAAGCAGAUUUAGUUUAGACAUUGUGAAUUUAGUUUCUGGUAGUUAUGGGAUUUGCAUGUUGUCAUGUUGAUGAUCUAAUCAUAUUAAUUUCUGGAUUAGAGAGACUGA